AUGGGCGAUCAAGAUAGAGAAGAAUUCACUAGCAGUAGCAAUAGGGACGAACAGGAGGGUGAUGACAAUGAUGACGAAACAAGUACUCCGGGAGUGGAUGAUGCCUACAGUAAGCCUAAGUACCACGAUCAUAUUGCCAAAGGCUUAGAGAGAGGAGGGCCUGAAGAGGAUGCUAAACAGGAAGGUAAUAUUGAGGACGAAGAGGAAGACGACUCGAGUGAGUACGAAGAGGAUAAUAAAAGUGAAGACGCUGAGUUUCGAUUUCCACGUGCAAUGCUUGAGUCAAUCAGGUGGACUAGCAGAGCAUCGCGCAACACCAAUCUCAAAUCGAAAGAAAUUUCGCUUGGCCCACAGGUAAGUCAUACAAGUGCAGAAUAUACCGUCGUUACUGAUACCUCACCUCGUAUAAAGCGACCAGCGAUGGACGCAGCCAUGCUGCAAGCACGUAAGCAGAGGUUUGACCAACAGAAGUAG
Messenger RNA from Bacidia gigantensis, 474 nucleotides. RefSeq lists its product as uncharacterized. Lineage: Eukaryota; Fungi; Ascomycota; Lecanoromycetes; Lecanorales; Ramalinaceae. The record is from RefSeq and is a predicted model, not a curated record. The transcript has a single exon. Bases 1 to 474 code for a protein of 157 amino acids.